AUCAUAGAUUCACUUUAUUACAACGAUGAAACGCACAGUGUAAUGGUGACUUUCGCACCGGGCAAAUUCCAUCGAAAAGUCACACAUGUAAUGUAUAAUUUGCUGCUAAAUGGCCCAAUUAAAAAACUUAUUAAGUGUCAUACAUAUGAAACUGACUCGGACGUGAUCACCUGUUCGACAAGCGCCUUUUGGAACACGAUUUAUGGCCCUCGUGCGGUAAUUUAUGAUGAAAGUAGCUCAAAACUGGUAUUCCUGGAUUGGUUGCGCCGCCGUCCGGAUGUUGCUCUGCAUGUGGACGAUUGUAUCAUUGCCAUCAAAGAAGUGCCCACUGGUGAUCCGAAGCGUUUUCGACUUGGCUGUCUCGGUAUUGCUGCUGUUCACUUCUUUGAUGUUGAAUGCUGA
Messenger RNA from Gongylonema pulchrum, 402 nucleotides. The record is from the annotation of a GenBank genome assembly. NCBI's taxonomy places the organism in Eukaryota, Metazoa, Nematoda, Chromadorea, Rhabditida, Gongylonematidae.